GACGCUCUGGGCUCGGCCGGCAGCAGCAGCACCCGGGCUUCCUCUGUCAUCGAGGUGGAGGCUGAACUGUCAGAACAGCUGCCACGUAAAAACAAGGAAAAGGAAGAGGAAGAAGAGGAGUUGACGUCACCUAUUGCUGCUCCUACUCUGUCCAUCACUGAGGAGAUCCUGGAGUUCAUCAACCAGAGCAGAGCCAGGGAGGGACUCGCCUCCAUCCGCACCGACACAACGGAGCAGGUCCUGGAGGAGCUCAAGGAGAGUCCGACUCCAGCUUACCAGACCAACUUCACCUGCCCACUGCCCCCAGCCGCCUGCCCCUCCAGCCCAGUGCAGAGGACCUCAGGGCAGGAAGAGAGGGGCAGCCCAGUAGUGGAGGAGGACAGCGCCCUCCACAGUCUGACCGGGGGCUCUGCGGAUGAAAUUAGACUUGAAAAUGAGACUGAGGUCAAAGAAAUUCCAGAUGCCACAAGUGAAGUUGAAAUGGUCGUGGAGGCAGAUGAAGAGAAACAAGGAGAAGGUUUAGAAACAGACAAAGAUGAGAAUAAAGCUUUGGAUGAGGAGGAGGGUGUCAGCCCUGCUCCAGGAUCCGAUCUUCAUCCCUCCGCCUCAGCAGAAGAAAAGAGAGAGAGCGGAUGCAGCUGUAACUCACCCACUGAAGAGGCAAAGAACGAGGUCACAACCUCCCAGCAAAGUUCAGAUCUCCUCCUUCAGCCCAUCCAGAGAUGUCAGCCGCCCACAAGAGGCUCCCACCUCACCAAACGAGACAAGAAGAUCAUCGAAAAGAUCCGGAGUUACUACGAGGCAGCAGCCGAGGCCGAGGAGGAGGAGGCCGAGGAGGAAGGGGAGCAGGCAGAACGAGUGGCAACAAGAAGGCGGAACAGUUUCUCACAAAUCCCAUCCGGCUUGGUGAAGAAGUCUGUAUCACGCUUGGAUGUGAGUGGACACCAGGGGGAGCCAGAGAGUGGACAAUCCGUGUCUGAAACGAUCAGUGGAGAGACUUAUGAAGAGACGGAUCCCUGUUUCAUCAAUGGUCCCACCUCGUCCCCAACUCCUAUCUCAGCUGAUGGAGAGGGUGAUAGACAGGCAGAUAAACCAAUCAGCUCCCUGGAUUCGGAUGCAGACAGACCAAUGGAGACACCAACCUCUACUGUGAUGCAGGACCAGGAGACCCAAGACCAAGUUGAGACUCUACAGCAGAACCAUCCGGCUGGAGAAGAGAGUGAGACACAGGACAAAAAUGGAAAUUUCUGCAGUGGACCGUUGGAAGAAGAAGAUCUGUGGGAUAAGCAGGAAGGAAAGACCAGUGUUGUGGCUACUGGGAAGCAAGAUGGACAUUCACUGCGAGGAGAAGGACCAUCUGUUUCCAAACCAGACGACACAACAUGUCCCGAAAACCAAGCUGUGAUCAACAGCUGUGAAAAAACUGUCUCGAUAGAAUCAGAAGAAGAGCCGUCUACACCUCCACGUACAGAACAGUGUCUGAAAACUGAGACCAGAACUCAGUCCCACUGGAGCUCAUCCAAACACAGUGAGCUGGCCAAGACCAGCAGAAACCUAGAGGGUCUUCCCAGUCAGAUUAAAGUGUGUGGAUGGUCCCGCCACUCCAGGAUUGUCACCGCUAACCGGGCCUUGUUUGAGGGCAUGGGAUCGGAUGUAGCCAGUUUUGGAUUAUUUGAGUCCAAUCCAGUGGCGGACUCCGUAUUGAUAGAAAACUCAGAGCGUAUUCUGAGCAAGGUCCAAACACUGGCUAGUAUGUACAGCGCCAAAGCCAGCACCAUGAAGGUCCCGUUGCAUCAGAAGCGCGCCUUUGGGGUAUGGAACCAACUCUCUGGACCCUCUACUCAGACCCACACUAGAAGCCAGCAACAGGUUCAAUCCCUGACUCAAAAACAAAUCCCAGCUCAGUGCAGGCAGCAACCGAGACACCAAAUGGAAAUCAAUCAAUCGGAAACCAAAACUGGAACCCAUACUCAGUCUGUGACCAAAAAUCUGAGCAACACCACAACACAAUCGAGGGAACCGCCGACACAUUUCCAAAACCAGACAAAGAUCUGCAGCCAGAACCAGACCAUGAACAUGGAGAACCAGAGGAUGCAGGAAGAGAGAAUGAUGAGGAGAGCUCAGAGUCUGACCAAUGAUCUCCAGGGGACGACAACCUCUGCCUCUCACCACCAGACACAUGAAUUCACCCUCUCCAGGCCCAGGGACUUUAUCUUCGCCUUGACCAGAGAAAGAGACUCUCGGUUGGGCGUCAACUGUCCGACUUCCACCUCCCCUGUGGAAAAUCAAUCCACUGGACUAAGAGAUCAAUCAUCCAGUCAAGCCCAAGAGGCUUCUCCAGGAUCCAGACCUGGACUCAGUGCACAACCUGUCGAUCAGAGCCCUUCUUUCUGCUGCUCUGCCCCGAACAACCCCUUGACCUCCACCAGGACCCUGGAUUGUAGCGUCACCGAGUUCAGGGGCCUCUCUGCUCCUCCAGGAAGAGGAGGAGCCCUGGAUCAAAACAGAGAGCUUCAAACAGAUACUGAAGUGAGGGACAGAAAAGACGGGUUGGAGCAGAGUGCUGGACACCCUGGUUACUCCAUCAGAGAAGACACAACAUUUGUAAACAUCAUGACAGCACACAAAUACAAUCAGGACACACCAGCGACUCAAGAUAACGAAACACCAGAAUGCAAAGUUCCCACAGGGCGUUCAGACACCGAGGAUUCUUUAACCAAAGAUGUGCCGAGUCUUCAUACCGGGCCUGGACACUUGGUUUGCACAAAGAACAUGGAUAGAGAGGCAUCGCCAGGGCAGCCGGUACUCGGAGUAGCAUCUGCUCAGAGCCUGUCUCCUGCAGAGGACCAGGGCUCCAUGGUGCCUCACCUAGGAGAGCAGCCCCCCCCGCAGGAGGAACACUGCACUUCACCGGGGACCUCUGGGGCGCCAAAGAUAGAUGAGCUGCCAAGCAAUCAGAUGAAAUCCAAUGAGACAAAUAAUGGUUUAAAUUCUUCAUCACAAAGCAGGAAGAUUCUACAGGGGUCAACGCUGAUCUUCUCAGAAGAGCCGGCUUGCAGCCGAGCCUCAAGAGAACUCGUUGUUCCAGCUCCUCUGCGUCAGCCUUUGCACUUAACCUUUGACCCCUCUGUGGCUAGUCAUGCAUUCACAGAAACCCAAGAGGAUCUCAAAGCAGGAGCAGCAGCGAGGCCAUGGCGCUCUCCAUCAGUGCCGUCUACAGACCCUCUACCAACCUUCACCAGCCAGAGGGCACCAGACUUACCCUCCACUGUGGGUGAACAGGCGCCGUCCAGCUCCUGGAGUGCCAGUAGCAACACUCCAUGCGAACACAGGGAACCACACCAGCAGGACCUCACUCGUCCACCGUCCAGACCCUCCUCCGGGACAACCAGCCUGGUGGAGCGACCCAACCAAGCCAUCGCUACCCAUAGCUAUGAUACAGAACUCUCCACAGCCCCUUCAGCCUUCAGACCUAGAUUCAGACCCUCCUCUCCUUCUCCUGUUAGAAACUGCCCCACCUCCUCUCCGCUUCCGACUUCCUCUUCUGCUGUGCGAGCACCUCCUUGCUCCUCAACAUUCAGGGUCGUUCCAGCACCUUCUCCAACCAGUGUGUCUGUAGAUGGCUUCACCUCCCCGAACAUGUUCUCCGACGCCCUUUCCUGUUUAUCCCCUACUCCCUCUUCUGGCAGGGUUUCCUCCACAAGAGUCCCACCUGCCUCAUCUCCAACACCAACUGCUUUCACCUCCUCCUCCUCCUCCUCUUCUUCUUCUUCUUCUUCUUCUUCUUCAGGGAGGUCUUCAUCAGUAAGAGCAGGCCUUCCUUCCUCCCCUACAUCGUCCUCUUCCCUCCGCUCCUCCCCAAUUGCUUCCUCCUCUGUAUUUACCAGAUCAUUAGCGGCCUCCUGCAUCAGUCAGUCUAUAAGUCAGAGUAUGGCAAAGAAGAACACUGUCCGGCAACAAGCCCCACCCAUGAAGUCAGUAAAUCAAAGGCCCUCCUCCACUCCCUCCUUACCCUCUGCUCAUCCACGACAGCGUUCCCCUUCUCCUGGACUGCCUCCCAGUCAUCAAAGUUCCAGCACACCUGCUUAUGUCAAACCAGGGUUCAACAAGGAUGGGUACCAGAAUCCAAGGUGUCCACCGUCCUCUCUCCAGUCCUCUUGUCCUUCUCUGUCCCCUCACUUGCCUCCUCAUUCUCUCUCACACCGGUCUCCUUCCCCAUCUACGAGUAUGGUCCAUUAUCAAUCUACCCACUCUUCUUCUACUUCCGUCCAUCCUUCAUUCCUUCAGUCACAAAUGGAUUCACUGCAGAAUGGAAACAACAACAAUAACAACAAGUUAGCGGGUUUAACCACAGUGACCAGCAACCUAAGUUAUACCAGCAGGGGCAUUAGUGGUGCUGAUAAUAAUGGGGGCUGGUCAGGAAGUCCACAGAAAGCGCCAUUAGCUAAUCAGAGCACUAAUUCCACAGUAAUGCAACAAACGCAUGAUUUUCUCUGGUCAGGGUCACACAACCGGGUAGCUCAGCCUUUUUCUGCAUCUGAACCAAGCUCACGGGUUCAAUCCCCAUCUCCGACCCCAGCCCCUGCUUUGUUUACUCGGCUCUACUCCCCACCUCCUCAACAUAACUUCUCCUCCCCCAUGGCAAACAAACCUCCUCACCCCCGGAGCACAAGAGCAGGGGGUACAAGUUACCAUAAUCCACUAGGCCUAACUUUAGAGCUACCCACAUCCUCCUCAUGUCUGAGCCCCUGUAUCCUUUCCCCACCUCCUAUUGGUGUGUCAGUGAAUGUGUGGACUAAUAAUGUUGCAGCGCCUCAACCGAGAAACCCCAGAUUUGCUUCUGCUUCUUCUCCUUCAUCACCCUUGUCUUCCUCAUCAAUGUUCACUUCCUCACAAGUUCCACUACACAGUUCCAGAGCCCCCUCCCCAUCUGGCCCCUGUCCCCCUGCGCCCCGAAUGACCUCCCAAACCCUCCGUAGGUCUUUCUCCUCCAACUUGGCCGACAGACCUCCAAGCCCAGUGCGGAGCAGCUCCAGUGGACUGCGUCGCUCCUGGACUGAGGGCGGUCGCAGGUCCUUUGGUUUCAGUGGAAGUGAACGAGGGUCCUUUGACCAGCAGGAGUCCUGUCCACCUAGUCCAAGGAGUGGAUGGUCCUCAUACAACAGCUCACCUCCAUGCCUCAGCCCCCAACCUGGGCUUCAAUCCCCUCUUUCACCCAGCAGACUUAGCCCAGGGAAGGGCACCCUUGGUGGGCAGCAUUUUACCAGUGUGCCUUGGCCGGAUGUCCAGGAGCUUUCGAGCAGAUAUAAUGGGACUGAUGACCUCGAUAUAAGUGUCACUACCGCUACCAUAACCUCCUCUCCUUCUCCUCUCUCUACACCCUCUCCUUCUGUCCUCUACUCUCCCACUCCAUCAGAUAGCCACAAAGAAUGGGGAGACCCAGAGCUGGAAGACGGUAACUGUCGAAGCCAAAUCAUCUGCGCCUACGUUUCCCGGCCCGCCCACGAACUAACCCUGUCCUCCUCAUGCUUGGCCCUGUCCUCCUCAGGCAUGACCUCCCCUCCACUGACCUCUCAUCAAUACCAAAGCCGCCCAUCCCAAGUCAAACCACAACCUCAGGUCCAAAUGGCCACUGAAGCCCGCUCUGCACCAUCAAACCACUCCCCCUUGCCCCAAAACCACUCCCCCUUGCCCCAAAGUUCAUCACCCUUAUCUUUUACCCACAAAACUGGGAACCUGAAGAGCAAUUACGCCACCACAGUUAACCUUCAGAUCGCUGGAAGUGGCCGAAUAACCUCGUUCAGUACUGCCCAAGUUAGCCUGACCCAAACCCUACAAGGUGGAGCCGGAGCCGGAGCCGGAGCCGGAGGAGGAGGAGCAGGUCCAGGGCAGAUGGUGAGGAGAGUAAGCAUCAAUGGACAUUCACACAUUCAAUCCCCUCUUCCUCAGAAUCAUAACAGGCUGUGAAAGGCCUUCAAAGAAACAGAUAAUGGAAAGUAAAAAGAAAUGACUAAAUGUGUGCACUUGUGAACUUGCCCUGAACGGUAGAGAAGCAAGUAAACAACAAACAUUGUUGUGUAACUGCUGGAUUUAUAGUCAGUGAUCCAAAUCAGAAUUCACUGGCUGGACUGGAACCUUGAGCUUAAAACCCUUCACUAAUCCAUCAUGGUGAAAAGGAUCUUUCUAAAAUAGCACAGGUGCUUUGUGAGUCAGAACCUCUGAGGGAUCUAUUGAGUGGUGUCGACCUGUGUGAACAUGACUUGAGGACACAGUGAACCGAUGCAUUUGGAGACAGACAUUAUACUGACUCCACGUUAUUUCUUGGCGGCUUCUGAAAAGUUUCAUACCUUAUCAGACGAUCUUUCAGGAAUUUGCAUUCUCCCACUCAUGGUUUGUAUUGUGCAAUCUGGGACUUUGAGCUGUAAUCUUCUUGGACGAGCACCAAAACCCUGAUAGCCUGGAUCUGAGUGUGAAGAGUCCGUAGAGGUGGAAUCUGGAUCGAGUUUCAAGCCUUUUCCACAGCUCUGGACUUUUCCGUAGGGGCAACGACAUUCCACAGGGAUUUUCAUGUCAUUAUUCAUUCUUUGUAAAAUCCACGAACAUGUAAUGAGAUGAAGAACAUCGAGUUUGAAUCCAACACAGACACAUCGAAGGUCCGGUCUCCAAUCUGUGCUGUGUGCAGUCAUGGUGACUUGGUGUUUUAUUAACUGUUCCUUUGUUUUUGUUUUAUUUUAUAUUCUAUUGAACAAAGUGUUAUCUGAGGUCAGUGUGUACAAUCAGUGACAACUCUGGUGAUUAUUAAUCUCUUCUUCUUAACCAUUUAAUCAUUCUUUUUAUUUUAUUGAUUAUUUAUGAAGUUAGUCUUAUUCUCUUUGGCACUUAUUAUCCUUAAAGUAAUGUUGGUAUUUUGCACAUGUGUCCUCAGCUCCUGGGUGCAUGCUUUCAGCAUUUGUGUGUGUGUGUGUGUGUGUGUGUGUGUGUGUGUGUGCGUGUGUUUCUGUGUGUGUGUGUGUGUGUGUGUCUGUCUGUGUGUGUGUGUGUGAGUGAGAGUGUGUGUGUGACAGAGUGUGCGUAUGUGUACUUGUACAGAUAUCUUUGUAAGGACCAUUUUAAUUAGUUUUGAAUUAGGUUAAGGGGUUCGGGAAUGUAUUAUUCCCAUAAGUGUCAUCGCUAAGUACAAACAUGUGUGUGCAUUUGUGUGUAAAAUGACGUGUCUGCUGAGUUGUCCUCUAACUUCAGACCAAGCUGAACCAUGUGUGUGUGUGUUUUUAAUGCUGCAUAUUGAUGUACUCAGAAGGUCCAUUGCUUCACUUUCUCCUGUCGUAACCGUGUUCGUCAGAAACCUUUUAUCUUUAGUUUCACUUGGUUUUCAAAAGCUGUAAAAGAAGGUCAACGAGGUGGAUUAUGAACAAACGUAGCAAUAAACCAGUCAACAAUCAUGUUCCACGCUUUAACAAGACAGCCUCAGGUUGUUGAUUUGUGGGACGAGCCUGUAGAGUUCAGGAGGAUCUAUCGGCCGGAAAUAAAUAUCAUCACAAAGAUGUUUUCAUUCACAUGGUAACAAGAAUCAUUGCAUUUUUUUAAACGAACCCUUUAUUUUCACAUCAGAGUCUGACAUGUUACACCGCCAUGUUUCUACAGGAGCCCAGAAAACACAAUGUAUAGAGAAGGUCUGUCACUUGUUUACCUGGAGGCCACUGUAGGAGGAGGGGGGGGGGGGGGGGGGGUUCAAUCAGAUGAGAUCUGCAAAACUGAACCUUUUAAUGUACAUGACAAGGCAACGUUUUAUUCUAUAAAGGUUACAAGGAUGAAUGUGUGGUUAAGGUUUUAAAAUAAACAAACGUUACUUUCG
This is a messenger RNA of Pleuronectes platessa (European plaice), 7852 nucleotides long. RefSeq names its product mucin-5AC. The coding region runs from base 481 to 5967 and encodes 1828 amino acids. The record is from RefSeq and is a predicted model, not a curated record. The transcript has 6 exons. NCBI's taxonomy places the organism in Eukaryota, Metazoa, Chordata, Actinopteri, Pleuronectiformes, Pleuronectidae.